AAACUGCAAACCUCCCCAUAAAAAAUGUUGAGAUCUCCAGUUUAUUACUCACUUUCUAGUUCCUAUCAAGUGCAUUUGGUCCUUGGAAGGCCAUAUGGGAUCAAACCAUACACUACUCUAACUCGCUGCGCUCCUCCUUCUGUCGUUAAAGCCUCCGUCGACGCUCCGAUGGACCAUCCUCUUUCUGCUAAAGCUGUCGUUACGGUUCACCGACCCCUCCGUGGUUUGUCUCUGAACUUUGGAAUAAAACAAAGGCUUCAUGAUAUCACUGACUUGUGGGGCGCCAAGACACUUGUUUUGGAGCUUCUCAGUGCUGAAAUUGAUUCCAGGACGGGAUUGGAGAAGGGAACAAUAAAAGGGUACGCUGAGAGAGUAGAUAGAGAUGGGGACGAUGUAAUUACGUACGAGACAAAGUUCAAAGUCCCAGCAGAGUUUGGGUCAAUUGGAGCUGUUCUGGUUGAGAAUGAGCAUAACCAAGAGCUGUUCCUCAAGGAUAUUGUGGUUUAUGGCAUUCCCACUGCCCCUCUUCGCUUCUCAUGUAAUUCUUGGCUCACCCCCAAAUCUCAGAGCGAUGAUACCAGAAUCUUCUUCACAACUAAGUCAUACUUGCCGUCAAACACACCCAAGGGGCUGAAAAGGAUAAGAGCAGAGGAGCUGAAGAAGUUACAAGGCAAUGGAUAUGGAAAGCGGGAGACCCAUCACAGGAUAUAUGAUUACGAUGUCUACAAUGAUCUUGGCGAUCCCGACAAGGGCGUCGAGUUCCAAAGACCAGUGCUUGGCGGUAAACAACAUCCUUACCCUCGACGGUGUAGAACAGGACGAGCGCGUUGUCAAACAGAUUCGUUAUCAGAAGUAAGAAGUUGGGACAUUUAUUUGCCUCGAGAUGAAGCAUUCUCACGAAUAGAAUAUGUAAGGUUGCUGGGAAACACAUUUUAUUCGUUGUUAAAUAGCCUCAAACUGGAGACGACAAUUACAGACACCAAAUUUUCUAUAACUGAAGAACUCUCCAACUCCAACAAAGGGAUUAAAGGCAUUUGGAAUUUCAAUGCAAUUCUUCCUAAGCUUUUUAGCUCUGUGGUUACUAAGGCUGUGGACAUCCUUACCCUCCCUUCUUCUGAAACAUUCGACAAAGACAAAUUCUUUUGGUUUAGAGAUGAGGAAUUUGCUAGGCAAACCCUUGCAGGUCUCAAUCCAUACAGUAUAAGGCUCGUAAAGGAAUGGCCAUUGAAGAGCCAGCUUGAACCAGAUAUUUAUGGACCUCCUGAAUCAGCCAUUACUGAUGAAAUUGUUGAGCGUCAAAUAAAAGGAGUCAUGACUCUUGAAGAGGCAGUGAAACAGAAGAAACUGUACAUACUUGAUUACCACGAUCUCCUCGUACCAUAUGUAGCAAAGGUACGAAAGCUGAAAGGCAAGACAUUAUAUGGUUCAAGAACAUUGUUUUUCUUAAACCCAGACGGUACUUUAAGGCCACUAGCUAUUGAGCUUAGUAGACCACCAAUGGAUGGAAAGGCACAAUGGAAAGAUGUUUUGACACCAUGUUGGGAUGCCACAGGGCUUUGGCUUUGGAAGAUUGGCAAAGCUCAUGUUCUUGCUCAUGAUUCUGGCCACCACCAGCUCGUUAGUCACUGGCUUAGAACACAUUGUUGUGUAGAACCUUACAUUAUCGCUACACAUAGACAACUAAGUGCAAUGCAUCCGAUUUAUAGACUCUUGCAUCCCCAUUUUCGAUAUACUAUGGAGACCAAUGCCAUUGCUCGAAGCUCUCUUAUUAACGAAGGAGGCAUCAUUGAGACCACAUUCUCGCCUGGAAAAUAUUCUAUGGAAUUCAGUUCUCUAGCUUACCGGCAGCAUUGGCAGUUCAACUUAGAAGCUUUGCCUGCAGACUUAAUUCAUAGGGGAUUGGCUGUUGAAGACCCAAAUGCUCCUCAUGGUCUGAAGCUGAGUAUUGAAGACUACCCUUAUGCGAACGAUGGGCUAAUCCUUUGGGAUGCCAUCAAAGAAUGGGCAAUGGAAUAUGUGAAUCACUACUAUCCAGACCCAAGUGUUGUAAAAUCAGACGAGGAGCUUCAAGCAUGGUGGACAGAAAUUAGAGAAGUAGGACAUGGAGAUAAAAAGGAGGAACCAUGGUGGCCAGUCCUCGACACUCCUAAAGACCUCAUUGAUAUUGUCACAACCAUCAUGUGGAUUACGACAGGCCACCAUGCCGUCGCAAACUUUGGACAAUAUUCCUUUGCAAAGUACUUUCCAAAUCGGCCGAGUAUUGCAAGAGCCAAUGUGCCCACAGAACAACCUAAAAAACAUUGGAAAUACUUCCUUGAAAAGCCAGAAAAUGUGUUUUUAGAAACCUUUCCUACACAGAUUCAAGCAACAAUAGUCUCAUCGGUUGCGAGUGUGUUGGCAAGCCAUCCUCCAGAUGAGAAAUAUUUGGGGAAAGAUAUGGAGGCAGCAUGGGCUGAUGAACCUAACAUAAACCAAGCAUUCAAUAAGUUCAGUGAAAAACUGAGAAAAUUGGAAAAGAUAAUUGAUGAAAGGAACGUGAAUCCUGAACUGAAGAAUAGACAUGGAGCUGGGAUUGAGCCUUACGAAUUGUUGAAGCCACAUUCAGAGCCAGGAGUGACUGGAAAAGGAGUUCCUUUUAGUAUUUCUAUUUAGAACCAACCUCUCAAAACAAAAAUGGAUGACCUCUUGAAUAUUUUAUUAGAAUGAAUGUGAGUUAGAACAAAACCUGCUGGAAUGAUUCUUAUUGGUUUGUGGGGAUGUAAGAAAAUGAUGGAGCUAUCCGACGUCGAAUCCAAAUUCUGAACCUUGGACAUGGAUGUUUACAAAUGGUACUAGAGUGAAAGCAUACGAGGAGAAAGUGACGACUAUUCUUCCUUGAUUUGUUGUUCCAUGAAUUUGUAGGAGUAUUGUGUUUCCUCCGUUCACAAAGACCUAUGAGAGAUCAUCGAAAACAAAUAAAACAUCAUUUGAAUCCCUCAAACUACCUUGGUGAACGCUUUCCUAAUGGUGUGAUUCACCGCUCUUUGAGAUAUAUCAACUCUCUUCAUCCACAAAUGAUGUUCGACAUGGCCUGAUCCAUUCCCCUCUUGUU
Messenger RNA from Cucurbita moschata (crookneck pumpkin), 3091 nucleotides. Its product is annotated as linoleate 13S-lipoxygenase 2-1, chloroplastic-like. Gene Ontology annotation, biological process: lipid oxidation. The record is from RefSeq and is a predicted model, not a curated record. The coding region runs from base 25 to 2652 and encodes 875 amino acids. NCBI's taxonomy places the organism in Eukaryota, Viridiplantae, Streptophyta, Magnoliopsida, Cucurbitales, Cucurbitaceae. Gene Ontology annotation, molecular function: oxidoreductase activity, acting on single donors with incorporation of molecular oxygen, incorporation of two atoms of oxygen; protein binding; metal ion binding. The transcript is spliced from 8 exons.